AACAUCUGCCACUGUCCCUGUCGCUACCGGACCUCCAGAACUUUGUUCAUUAUCCCUCGUAUCGUCCGCCAUCUUCCUAUUUUUCAAACAAGCUCUCGUUCGUUGUGGAGCUUCUCAAAAAUUGAAGCUCGAUUUGUCACCCCCAAAAAUCUCGCGGCCAUCUCGGCCGAACGCGCCCGCUCGCGUCAUCCCUGUCCACAUGCAUCGCGGGGCAUCUCAAUCCCUCUCACAUCUCACCAACGAUGUUCUUCUUCCCACCAUGACAACCAGAAUCCCCAUCCUCCUCCUCAAAACCCGCUCCUCACCUACCGACGGCUACGAAGACCAAUUCUCGACUCCCCAACACGGACUAACGUUCUCCCCAACAUUUGUUCCCGUGCUAGAGCACCAACUUCUUGACGAUGGCAUGAACACCUUCCGGAACCUCCUCGAACGGAAAGAGAUCGGGGAAGGACAGGGAAAGAAAUAUGGCGGAUUGAUCUUCACAUCUCAGCGCGCUGUUGAGGCUUUCGCGCAACUCGUCGCUGAAGGCCGACUUAAUGACCCCUCAUACCCACACCUCGCACCCUCAACACCCAUCUACACCGUCGGCCCCGCAACCUCGCGCGCCCUCUCCGCGCUCUCAACCCCCUCCUCCCCGCUCACGAUCCUCGGCCAAGAAACAGGCAACGGAGAAGCAUUAGCGCAAUACAUCCUCUCGCACUACCCCUCCGAUUCCAAAUCCAAAUUCAAAUCCCGCCUCCCGCUACUCUUCCUAGUCGGUGAACAACGGCGCGAUAUAAUCCCGAAGACUCUUUCAUCUCCAAGUUUGGAGGCGAGUAACAGGAUAGCGGUAGACGAGAUAACGAUCUACGGCACUGGGAUCAUGGCGUCUUUUGAGCGGGAUUUUAAGGCUGUGUUGAAGAGGACGGAAAACGUGGGUAGGAGGUGGGUAGUCGUUUUCUCUCCGACGGGGUGUGAGGCUAUGUUGCGGGCUCUGGGGUGCUUGGGUGAUGCGAGGGGGAAAGCGGGGGGAGAAAGGGAUGGGAAGACGUUUGUAGCGAGUAUUGGACCGACGACGAGGGACUUUUUGAGAGCGGAGUUUGGGUUUGAGGUUGAUGUUUGUGCGGAGCGGCCGAGUCCUGAGGGGGUUCUGGAGGGGAUUUGGGGGUUUAUGGAGGGGUUGGGGGGGAUGGGUUGAUGAGUACUUGGGGGUGUUUGUAGGUGGUGGUUGGGGUGUAACUCAAAUCAUGCUGGAUAAAUCUGUCAACUACGAUAAUAUGAGUUA
Mollisia scopiformis is the source of this 1267-nucleotide messenger RNA. Its product is annotated as uroporphyrinogen-III synthase. Lineage: Eukaryota; Fungi; Ascomycota; Leotiomycetes; Helotiales; Mollisiaceae. Gene Ontology annotation, molecular function: uroporphyrinogen-III synthase activity. Bases 200 to 1180 code for a protein of 326 amino acids. Gene Ontology annotation, biological process: uroporphyrinogen III biosynthetic process. The transcript is spliced from 3 exons. The record is from RefSeq and is a predicted model, not a curated record.